Molecule: messenger RNA, 2224 nt
Organism: Strigops habroptila (Kakapo)
Lineage: Eukaryota; Metazoa; Chordata; Aves; Psittaciformes; Psittacidae
Gene: AGTR2
Product: angiotensin II receptor type 2
Exons: 4
Coding region: 716-1834 (372 amino acids)
Biological process (GO): inflammatory response; blood vessel diameter maintenance; immune response
Cellular component (GO): membrane
Molecular function (GO): angiotensin type II receptor activity
Source: RefSeq, a predicted model, not a curated record
CGUCAUUCAUUUAGUUAGACAGGCUUUGCUGCAGUGUUCUUAGGAGCCAAAAGCUGGUUCUCACCUUGGGAGCAGCCAAGUGGCUUGUCCUGGGAGCCCCAGUGGAAGAUGGAAAUGUGCGCCGCUCACCCCAUCCAGCUGCUCACAUCUGGGGCUGUGCUGAAGGGUUUGGCUGGUUUAAGCUCAGGAGCUGGCUCUGACAGUCUGCUGGCACAGUUGGAGACAUUGCCUGUUCGGAAUAUUCCAUCCCUGACAGCAGCACUUCCUACAAAACCCAAGACCGAGGACCUGGAGUGCAGGAACCCUUUGUAUUAUAUGUAAUCUGCACAACUGAUUCAAAGCUGCGUCGGAAUUGUGUGUGUGUGGUUUUCUGCAGGUUGCCUUGUUCCUCUCUCCUGAUUUACUGCAUGUGUUCACGUGGCCUUGGAAAGGGGGGUUCUCCCACUGCUCUGCUUCCAAAAGGAAAAGAAGCUGGCAGGCGUUCAUCUUGCCGUUCUCGAGUUACGUAGGUUAAAGUGUCCCAGCGGGAAAAUGGAAGAUAUGAGCGAGGAGAUUGCUGGUGGUGACACUUGGUAGGAGGAAAGCGGAGGAAAGGAGCACAUAACUCUAGAGCUACACCCAGAUGAGUGUGAGCUGUGAGAGGUGAGCAAUGUGAUAGAACAGUGCUGCUAGUGCAUGAAUUGCCUGCAGAAACUCCCUUUCCACCAGCACCAACAUGCAGAGCAACUACUCCCUGGUCGUCACCCCCAGAGAAAGUCUCCAAGUGCUCUACACAGCCCUGACAAACACAUCGGCUGCGUUGCGUUCACCCCCUCCCUGCCCACUUACCUCUUCACAUUAUCAGUUUUCACUCAUUCCAGUGCUUUUCUCCGUGGUUUUGGUUUUGGGGUUGGUUGGCAACAGCGUGGUGGUUGUGGUGCUUUGUCGUCACAGUGGCCCCAAAACAGUCGCCAACAUCUACAUUUUCAACCUGGCCGUGGCGGACCUGCUGUGCCUCGCCACCCUUCCCUUCUGGGCUACCUACUAUGCACAGGGCUACAACUGGCUCUUUGGGUCUUUCAUGUGCAAGAUCUCCAGUUCUGUCCUGUGCUUGAACAUGUUUGCAAGUAUAUUUUUCAUCACCUGCAUGAGCGUGGACCGGUACCAUGCUAUUGUCCACCCUAUUCACUCCCAAAGGAGAACUCUGCACAAAGCUUAUUUCACAGCACUGGUUGUGUGGGGCCUUGCCUGUUUGUCCUCCCUCCCAACCUUUUAUUUCCGUGACACUCACUCCAUUGAAAGCUUGGGGGUCAACGCUUGCAUUAUGGCCUUUCCUCAGGAGAACUAUGCAAAAUGGUCUGUGGCAACAGCCUUCCUGAAAAAUGCCCUGGGCUUCUUCAUCCCCUUGAUGGUGAUCACCACGUGCUACAUGCGGAUCAGGAAGCACUUGCUCAAAGCACAGGAGUUUGGGAAAAACAAGCAGAAGAGGGACAAAGUCCUCAAGCUGGUGGCUGCUGUUGUCGUGGCCUUCUUGAUUUCCUGGCUCCCGUUCCACAUUUUGACGUUUCUGGAUGCCUUGGCUCACAUGAACAUCAUCAUCAGCUGCGCGGUAACAGGGCUCAUCGACACAGCGCUGCCAUUUGGCAUCUGCAUGGCCUUUGCCAACAGCUGCAUCAACCCGUUGCUGUACUGCUUCAUCGGGAACCAGUUCCAGGAGAAGCUCCACCGCUUGUUUAAGCGACAAGUGUAUCAGUUCAACAGCCAUCGGGAGAGCUCUUCCUUGAGGAAAGGGAGCUGCUUCAGAGAUGCUGAGACCCCUGUGGGCAAGGAAGGGGAGCCCGAAUCCUUGCUGUAGGCACUGGGGCAUGAUGUGGGCGAUGUUGGUGACACUCCUCUCUCCUAGUCCUCUUGUUUUGUGCCCAUUCAUAUACCAGCAGCUUGAAGAUGAAUCUCUUUUUCUCACAUGUAGAGAUUUAUUCUUCCUUCCUUUCCACAAGAAGCACUCCACAGAGGGAAGAUUCUGGCGAAUAAAUGGUGCUUCAAAUGUCAGCUUGUGCAUGGCUGAGAUCAGGCAAGGGUUUAGUGCAACACCAAAUGACAAAACACACCAAAGGACCAUUGCACAAUAGCUACAAUUGUGUAGGUGCUGAGUAUUAUACCCUAAGCUGGUUUUCUAAAAGAGAUUCUCACUAGAGAAUGUGUAAAUAAAGCAGUGCAGAUACUUCUCUACCUAUCUGUAAGAAAA